AUGGCCCCCGCCGCCCGCCGCCUCGUCGCGCUCCUCAACGCCCUCCUCCUCAUGGCCGGCGCGACGGACGACGGCGAGGCUCGCGCGCUUCUGGCGCUGGACCCAUCGGGCCGGCUGCUCCCCCUGCAGGGGAAGGGGCUCGCCGGCACGCUCUCGCCCGCCGUGGCGGGCCUCCCCGCGCUCACGGGGCUCUACCUCCACUACAACAGGCUCCGCGGCGGCUUGCCCAGGGAGCUCGCCAACCUCACCGACCUCUACCUCAACGUCAGCAACCUCUCCGGGCCAAUCCCGCCGGAGAUCGGCGCCAUGGCAUCCCUGCAAGGUGAUUAA
Messenger RNA from Miscanthus lutarioriparius, 330 nucleotides. NCBI's taxonomy places the organism in Eukaryota, Viridiplantae, Streptophyta, Magnoliopsida, Poales, Poaceae. The record is from the annotation of a GenBank genome assembly.